Molecule: messenger RNA, 2768 nt
Organism: Tuber melanosporum (Perigord truffle)
Lineage: Eukaryota; Fungi; Ascomycota; Pezizomycetes; Pezizales; Tuberaceae
Exons: 5
Coding region: 79-2559 (826 amino acids)
Biological process (GO): transcription initiation at RNA polymerase II promoter; nucleotide-excision repair
Cellular component (GO): transcription factor TFIIH holo complex; nucleotide-excision repair factor 3 complex; transcription preinitiation complex
Molecular function (GO): hydrolase activity; DNA binding; ATP binding
Source: RefSeq, a predicted model, not a curated record
ACGAGGUGUUCUAUGAGCCUCAACGGCUCUCCCCUCUUAACCUAUACCAACACAAGAUCUUUACCACAAACGCAGAACAUGCCCCCAAAACGCAAGGCCGGUGCAACAGGAGGGGCUGCAGCUGUUGCCACUACAUCCGCGGCUACGAAACGCUCUCGUCCAGCGACUCCAGCAGUCGAUGUGGACAGCAGCGAUGAGUACUCGGACGAUGAAGAGAUAGAGAAUAUAGAAGAGGGUCGAGCUAUAUCUAAGGCCGUCAACGCGUUUAGUUUAGAUUUGGCUCCCAAAGGCAGCGACGUCAUCGCUAAGAGAGAUUCAGUAUCCUACAUAUUCAGCAAGCAGGAUUUUAGCUAUCUAAAGAUGAAAUUGGAUCAUGAAUCUCGUCCACUAUGGAUUAAUCCGGAGUCUGGGGUUAUUGUGCUAGAGAGCUUCUCGCCCUUGGCAGGACAGGCGCAAGAUUUCUUGACCACGAUUGCGGAGCCCUUGUCACGACCAACCUACCUGCAUGAGUAUAAACUCACACCUCACUCGUUAUACGCGGCGGUCUCUGUGGGUUUAGACCCAAACGAUAUUAUCUCAGUCAUGGACAGGCUUUCCAAAAUCCCCGUGCCCCCAAAGAUUAUCGACUUUAUCAAGAAGUGCACUAGCUCGUACGGGAAGGUUAAAUUGGUCCUUAAGGAAAACAGGUACUUUGUAGAAAGCUCCGAUCCAGCCAUGUUACAGAGACUACUACAGGAUCCAGUUAUUGGACCAUUGAGGGUUCAAAGUGAAGGUGGAUCGGGCAUUACAAAGGAAAAGGCACCACAAAUGGGGGCAUUAGUCAUCCCCGGCACUAGAAAUGCUGCGGGCGCAGCGAGCGUCAGUAACCCGCAAGGCGGUAGACCUGCUGAGGUUGCGGGAGACGCGGUCGAAGAUCUGUUCAAUUCGGAUGCCGUUCAUUCGUUUGAGAUUCCGGCGAAUGAUGUGGAGACCGUACAGAAGCAAUGCUUGGAUCUAGGAUACCCUGUGUUAGAAGAAUACGACUUCCGCAAUGACAGGAAGAAUGCCAACUUGGAUAUGGAUCUCAAACCCCAAGCACAGAUCCGCUCAUACCAGGAGAAGAGCUUGAGUAAAAUGUUUGGCAACGGGCGCGCAAAGAGUGGCAUCAUCGUGCUGCCUUGUGGGGCCGGAAAGACUCUAGUUGGGAUUACCGCUGCGUGCACUAUUAAGAAGAGCGUGGUUGUGCUGGCCACAUCCUCGAUGAGCGUUGUACAGUGGCGACAAGAAUUCAUCAAAUGGACAAAUAUAAACCCAGAUGCUAUUGCUAUAUUCACUUCCGAAAACAAAGAGAAGUUCCGUGGCGAUGCCGGUAUCAUUGUAUCUACCUACUCUAUGGUAACUAACUCCCGUAACCGCUCGCACGACUCUCAAAAGAUGAUGGACUUUCUCCAAUCACGGGAAUGGGGUCUUCUCAUUCUUGAUGAAGUGCACGUAGUGCCAGCCCAAAUUUUCCGUAAAGUAGUUCAUUCUAUCGCUACGCAUUCGAAGUUAGGACUCACAGCCACUCUUCUACGUGAGGACGAUAAAAUCACCGAUUUGAACUUUCUGAUCGGUCCGAAACUUUAUGAGGCAAAUUGGAUGGAGCUUGCGGAACAGGGUCACAUCGCUAAAGUCCAAUGCGCGGAAGUAUGGUGUCCAAUGACUCCAGAGUUCUACUCUGAGUAUCUCCAGGAACCGGAUGCCCGCAAGAAGGUCCUUCAUUAUAUCAUGAACCCUCGGAAGUUCCAAGCAACACAAUUCCUCAUAGAUUACCACGAAAAACGAGGCGAUAAAAUCAUUGUAUUCUCGGAUAACGUUUAUGCUCUGAGAGCUUACGCUUUGAAGCUCAAUAAAGCCUUCAUUUACGGCGAUACACCCCAACAGGAGCGUCUUCGCAUUCUCGAGAACUUCCAACUAAACGAUCAGGUAAAUACAAUCUUUCUUUCAAAAAUCGGUGAUACCUCCCUUGACCUUCCAGAGGCUACCUGCCUGAUCCAAAUCUCCUCCCACUAUGGUUCCCGGAGACAGGAGGCGCAGAGGCUGGGGCGAAUCCUCAGAGCAAAGCGCAGGAACGACGAAGGUUUCAACGCCUUCUUCUAUUCUCUCGUCUCAAAGGACACGGCGGAAAUGUACUACUCGAGCAAGCGCCAGGCCUUCCUAGUCGACCAGGGUUACGCUUUCAAAGUCAUCACGCACCUUCAAGGAAUUGAACAGUUACCGGGCCUUGCGUACGCUACCGUUGCCGAGAGGAAAGAGCUUCUCGCGGAGGUGAUGUUGCAGAACUCGGAAGCCGGGCAGCAGGAAGGCGACGACUUUGACGGGGCCAAACUGUCUUAUAACGCGGGUAGGAAGGGCGCGAGGUACCGGAGAACCACCGGGAGGCUUUCGGAACUAGCAGGUGGAGAUGACAUGGCGUACAUCGAGUACAACAGGAGCAAGAACAAGGAACUCAAAGGUAAAGGCCAGUCAAGUGCUUUCUUUAAAAAGAUGCACAGAGAGAACGAGAAGAGGCGGAAGGAACAGAAUGCUCUGAAGCAAUAGAAAUUUCCUCAUAUUUCCUCUUCUCUUUUAUUUCCUUGCUCGCACGUUUUUUCUCCCUUUAUUCUAUCCGUUUGAUGUAAGGGUGCUAGGUUGAGUUUUGAUUCCCGAUUGUGCAAACACGUUAUGUCUCUCGUAUACCAAACAAUUCAGGGCAAAUAAUGAAUGGGAUAUGGUUAGAAUGUCAACACAUGUCAAUGGGUUCUGCUAAA